GAAGGGGGGGGGGGGUGACACACCACCACACCAUCCGUCAAAAAGUGAGUGCAGAGAAUGAAAAAGCGAUGAUACAAAAAAGUGGAGAGAGGGAUGAGAAAAGAGAGGCGCAGGAAGAGUAUUAUGACGUGCCGUGCUACGGGAUUACAUAAAUAACACUGUAUAAACGCACUGGUAAUACUGAUGUGUUUUUGCAAAAGCAAUAUGUAGAGAAUUAAAGUGGGGGGGGGGGGGGUAUUGCAUGAUGACAUUUACAACAGCGGGAAGUGCAGGGUGAAAAAAAGGGAGGCCGUAAGCCCGGAGAGAUGGAGAGAGGGAGAAAGGGGUGAUUGACACAUGACUUUUAACCAUUGAGAGCGGGAGCUGGAGGGUGGGGGGGAGGGCCGAGAGGGAGAGGGAAGGAAAGUUCAACACGGCACUGAGAAAGGGAGAGAACAAGCCAGCGAAAGACAGAAACACUUCAUUUUCUAGAGACGACAAAAAAAAACAAAAAAAAAAAAGCUGGAGAUUGCAAAGGUUUUCGGUGUCACCACAGAGGGUGGCGCUGUCUGGAUGUGAUUUUCUUUUUUAAAAAGGCAAUGCGUGGAAGUGGAGCACCGAGGGUCCUCUCUCACUAACUGCCACAUUACAAGUCCAAGGACCUUCUGAGAAACCCGUGGAUUGGCAGCUGUCCAUUCAAGCAGACAAAGUGUCAAACUGUAAAUGUUCAAGCUCAUCUGGGAGUAUCGGCUUCAAGUGGAACAAUUCGAAAAAUUAUCUUCCAACCACAAGCUGGGGAAGAGGUUUUCCCUACAACAGUGAACAGAACCACUUGCAUGGAAUUAGGGGAGAGAGGAAGUAGUUUAGGACAAAUUGUAUGAACUCCCUCAUAACUGAAUCGCUCCAUAUUUAAUCAGCUAACCUGAAACAACCCUCCAAAGUUAUACCAGCCUUUAUUAAUUAAAGAUUACAGCCGUAUCCAUUUUUCGCUUCGCCCUUUGAUUCGCUGGAUGUGGGGGAAACGGGGGGAAUGCAGCUGUCUGUUCUGCGGGUGCCGAGUUUGAGCGGGGCGCAGACGUCCAGGGAGCUAGCCGCAGGGAUGGCGACGGCGGCCCUGAUGGGGUGAACCGGAAAAACAAAAAAAACACCCGGAUGCCAUGCUUCAGCCAGUGAGCGAGUCUCCCGCGCCACCCCUGGAUCGAACCCGGACACUUGCCGACACCCCGAAACAGACCAGCCCGGGAGCUCCGAGCCCCUGAGCGUUCGUCUGGACCCCAAAAACAGACCCCCAGAGGAAUCGGGCUGACAGGCCGAGAGACAGCCGGAGAGCCCGGUUCUGCUGACUGGGGCGUGAGGCGCACGCGCACACAGACGGGAACGCGGUCCUCCGAACGGACCGGUCCACAGCAUCCCGGGUCAGCGUUGCCCCACCCAGCAGAGCGAGGGGGUGGGGGCAACCCGGAAAAAAGGAAGCGCAGCGAGAGGGGGUGAAGGGUCCCAGUCGUCGCCAUGGCUCCUGAGGGCGUGGCCGAGCUCCGGGAUUGGCUCUUCCUGCUGCUGCUGUGCCUGACGCUGCUGGCCGAGAUGCUGGAGCUGGCGGCGGCGGCGGCGGCGGCGGCGGAGGCCCUCCAGGAGGCGGAGGGCGACGUGGCGUGCCCCACGGCGUGCCGCUGCGACGAGGGCUUCGUCUACUGCAACGACCGCGGGCUGAGCGUCAUACCGCCGCUGCCCUUCUCCGCCGCCGUGCUCUACCUGCAGAACAACCGCAUCGACAACGCCGGCCUGCCCACCUCACUGGAGCGGCGGCUGACGGUGAAGGUGGUCUACCUGUACGACAACGAGCUGGACGAUUUCCCCAUGCACCUGCCGCCGUCGCUGCGCGAGCUCCACCUGCAGGACAACAACAUACGCAGCCUGCCGCGGUCCGCGCUGGCCCGGCUGCCCCUGCUGGAGAAGCUGCACCUGGACGACAACUCCGUCUCCACGGUGAGCAUCGAGGACCAGGCCUUCGCCGACAACCCGCGGCUCCGCCUGCUCUUCCUCUCGCGGAACCACCUGUCCAGCAUCCCGUCCGGCCUGCCGUCCUCGCUGGAGGAGCUGCGGCUGGACGACAACCGCAUCUCCACCAUCCCCACGCACGCCUUCCGCGGGCUGUCCGCGCUGCGCCGCCUGGUGCUGGACGGCAACCUGCUGGCCAACCAGCGCAUCGCCGACGACACCUUCUCCCGCCUGUCCAACCUGACCGAGCUCUCGCUGGUGCGCAACUCCCUCCAGACGCCCCCGGUCAACCUGCCGGCCGCCCACCUGCAGCGCCUCUACCUGCAGGAGAACGCGCUGGCGCACGUGCCCCGGGGCGCCCUGGACGGCAUGCGGCGGCUGCAGAAGCUGGACCUGUCGGGCAACAACCUGACCACCCUGCCGCGCGGCCUGUUCCGGGACCUGGACAGCCUGGCGCAGCUGCUGGUGCGGGGGAACCCCUGGUACUGCGGCUGCAACCUGCGCUGGCUGCACGACUGGCUGCGCAGCCGGGGGUCCUCGGUCACCGUGCGCGGGCUCAGCUGCCAGGCGCCCGAGCGGGUGCGCGGCAUGGCCCUCAGGGACCUCACCGGCCAGAUGGAGGAGUGCGACGGCGGGGGAGGAGGUGGCGGCGGCGGUGGUGGUGGCGGUGUUGGUGGCGGUGUUGGGGGCAGGGACAGAGGUGGGGGUCCGCCGGUCAUCGUGACCACCCUCCCCCCACCCCAGGGCUCCCUGUUCACGCUCAGAUCCAAGCGGCCGGGGCUGAGGCUCCCCGACUCGGGUCAGGACUACCCCCUGGGGGCCAGCGGGGUGGGCAAGACGCUGGUGCUCAAAGUGAAGCCCCUCACGCCGGACACCAUCCACAUCACCUGGCGCGCCCCGCAGCCCGCCCCCUCCUUCCGGCUCAGCUGGCUGCGGCUGGGCACCAGCCCCGCCGUGGGCUCCAUCACGGAGACGCUGGUGCCGGGCGAUCGGCGCGAGUACCUGCUGACCGCGCUGCAGCCGCGCUCCAGCUACAUCAUCUGCAUGGUGCCGCUGGCCGGGGGCGGGGCCAAGGGCGGCGCCGGCACAGACUUGGACGAGACCCCCGUGUGCGCCAAGACGGAGACCUCGGACGCCGGGCAGCCCGGCUCGGACGAGGACGAGGACCGGGGCUCCGAGCAGCUGACCGCCCUCCCGCUGGCGGGGAUCAUCGGCGGGGCCACGGCCCUGGUGUCCCUGGCCCUCAUCUUCGGCAUUUUCUGCUGGUACGGGCACCGCGCCGGGUACCUCUCCAGCCGGGAACAGGCCACCUACAGCCGGGGGGGCGGCGGCGGCGCCGGGUCCCGCGCGGGCAAGCACUACGAUGACUACGUCGAGUCGGGCACCAAGAAAGACACCUCCAUCCUGGAGAUCCGGGGUCCUGGCUUCCAGAUGACCCCCAUGGCUGCCCAGCAGCCGCUCCGGCCAAAGCCCCGCGAGGACUACGUCAUCCACACCAUCUUCCCUUCCAACGGCACCAGCCUGUACAAGAGCACCCAGCACCACAUAGCCAACGCCGGCUACGGCACCAACCGCGGCUACCGGGAAGGCGGCAUCCCAGACAUAGACUACUCCUACACGUGAUGCGGCCCCCGGGCUGCUCCCAGUGCUCUCUGUUGACGUAGGCUUUUCGGCCCUGGUUCCAAAGCACCCCCGUCUGCCAGCUGAUUUCCAUUCCGCCCCAUCGGUUAUUCGGCAAGGUCGACCGUAACAAGGAAAGGGCUACCCCCGCCUAGAUCAAACUUGCAACCCCCUGCUGAAAAAUCGCUAGAAAAGCCAGCAAUGUCAAUGAAGGUGUUGGCAAAGCACAUUUUUCACCUUAAAAUACCUAUAGACGUCUUUACAGCAUUUCACCCCCCCCGCCCCCCACUUAAACAGCUCGCUUACGAUGGCUCCUGGGGGUUCGGCAGAUAACUGCCAACAGAUUGGCUGGAAUGAAAAUCAGUGCAGGCUCGCAGGGGGGCUUCACUCCCGAGUGCUGAGGGAACCAGGUGUACAUAGAAUAGAGCUAUACAACCGAGUUCUGUGGUCAAAUCUGAUAGAGAACACAGAAUGUCACACUUUAAAAAAAAAAAAAAAAAGAAGAGGAUUCUUUGUUUUUAGGCUUAGUUCUGUCUUUCCAGUUUGGCUUGCCCUUUUUUUUAUUUCCUUUGUAAGUUGGGAAAAUGUCUUUGUUCCUGUCUGAGGAGUUGACAGCGGUGAUGACAGGUUUGACAAUGAAGAGGCCCAAAUUGCCGUUGGGUUUCUUUUUAACGAAGGAAAGGCGACGGGGGAAGUGUGUGUGUGUGUGUGGGGGGGGUGUGUGGGGGGGGUGAUGUUUCGCACAUGCAAGAAAUCUAUUGUGCCCCAAAACAAAACAAGGCUUGUUAAGUACACAUCCAGAUUUAGGAAAAACGGAAAAGAAAGCGAGACGGUUUUAUUAUUCAAAUCCCAAAGUGGGUAGCUGUUCGUUUCCAGCGUGGUUUCACUACACAGCCCAGAUUAACAAUUUUGUUACGUUUUUAAUAUUUGAAACGCAAGUAAUCUAAAAAUGGUUCGCCUCAACAUUUGAAAAUCCCAGACCUCCUCUGAUUUCCGCAGUGCUCUACACAAUCCCGAGCCCAGGCGUGCGAGGACAGGAGAGCCACUGCUGUAAAAUCACCCGAAAUGGCAGAACAACAAAGAUGUAAUGACAAUCAAAACAAGGACCCGUGUUGUCAUCGGAGAACGAACCCCACGCAAAAAGGUCACGAAGGGUGCGAAUGUUACCGUGGGAGGGUCGAUGAACACGGUCGCCAAGGAUACCUUUAACAAAAGCUAAACGCCAUGUAACAACCUUGACACACAAACAAAAUGGCCUGUGACUUAGCUACAGUCUAGCCCUGGCGUUGAAAUUAAAAGCUAGUGGUUGGUGGUGGACGUGGGGAACGGGGGUUGAAAAUUCCAUGAAAAUCAGGGAUUAACCAAACCGCAACACUGUGGACCCUUACACUUGAGGUAAUUUGGGGUGGGUGGGUGGGUGGGCGGCUGGGGAGGGCAGAAUUCUGGCUUUUUUUGUGAUCGGUUUGUAACACGCUUUUAGGACAAUCUGCCCUUUUUCCCCCUCAUCACCAGCUCAUAUUGACGAAGCGGCGAAAGCAUGAAAUGGGGAGAGGCAAAGACUGACAAAAUGGCCGAGCGCAAAAAAAAAAAGAGGAAAACUAAGGGAGAAAGACAAACGGCACAGGUGCAGCACUCUCGUACGCGAGCGUUUGAAACUCCACGCUGCAAAGCCCGCUGCCUGCUCUGUACCGCUGUAGUGUAACUCCGCAGCAGGCAGUCCAUCAGUCGAGCAGACAUCCCUAAUGCAAUUCACAGCCAACACGCAUUUGUAAAUGUUUCAUUUGACAGAAAAGGAAGUUCUCCUCCUUGCUGGCACCCAUUAUAAACUGAAAGGCAUUAAUGCAAAAUAGGGUUGUUUUUACACUUGGAAAAAUUCAUAUUUAACACGAUAUUGUAUCAUGCAAACUUAUACUGGCUGCACUUGAUUCAUGUGCAAUAUUUCAAGAGAGCUGCUUAUUAAAACUAUCCCUCAAAAAAACCUGUUGUGUAAUGUGUGGGUCUAUGUACUUGCAGUACAGUAUAUUUUCGGUAUCACGCAUGUCCUCCGUUGCCGUCCGGUAACGACAACUUGGCGGCGUGCAGCUCAAGAUCCCAGGAACCGCCGUUCUUCAAAAAAACAAGAUGAUCCAGGAUUUCCCAGGUGGAACCUGUCUGCUCCGUUGUAGUUAUGUGGCUGUUGCCCAGCAACGUUAGCCUCUGUAAGUACAAUGUCACUCUUAACUGAACCAAGUGACAAUCUGUGGCCAUUGACUGUGUGUAGAGCACAUCUAACACCGCCCGCUUGUAAAUAUGUACUUCUGGCAAAAACAGACCUAGUUAUAAAUGAAGUGUUAAUGCCUUUCAGAGUACAAAGUAAUUUUCCGUUUGGACAAAUGACAAAACCCGAGCUUAGUGUGUACCUGUUACUCCGAUCUGCCAAUAUGAGGGAUUUCCCUUUCAUCAAGCACAGUCCUUAAACCUAUUACAACAAAAAAUGUAAUAUCACCUUUUGCCAAAGUAAGGAUUUCUGAGAAUAAUACCCAUGCCCAGAGGGAAAGGCUGCGGCCUCCAUUUUGUUUCCAUUCCGGAUUUUAAAGGAACAGCGGGCGGAAAAGGUUACACCGCUGAUCCUAAACGCCGGUGACUCUGGCACACUGUAUCCCUCACACCCUCCCCUAAAACACAGCGUGCUUCUGCUCCCUGUUCAAGCUCGCAGGGCCCAGUUUGCGUGUCUAAUCUCCAGGGACGCACAUUCUUCUU
Anguilla anguilla (European eel) is the source of this 6336-nucleotide messenger RNA. Its product is annotated as leucine-rich repeat transmembrane protein FLRT1-like. NCBI's taxonomy places the organism in Eukaryota, Metazoa, Chordata, Actinopteri, Anguilliformes, Anguillidae. Gene Ontology annotation, molecular function: protein binding. The record is from RefSeq and is a predicted model, not a curated record. Bases 1489 to 3600 code for a protein of 703 amino acids. The transcript is spliced from 3 exons.